AUGUUACAAACACUUCAUUAGGUACCAAAAUAAGUGCUAUUAGAAUUUUAUAACUUAAAUAAAUUAUAAGUCUAAUACCUUUAUGACGUAUUAGAAUAUAAUUUAGAUUCACUUUAUAGAGUACUAUAGAAUAUAAAAAGUGCAGAAUUAAUUGAUAAGUUAAUUGAAGCUUUAAAAUAAAAGUAAUAAAAAGAAGGAUUAUUAAAAUCAAUGACAUAUGGUAAUUUAAAGGAACUAAAGAAUUUCUUAAAAUAAAGAAUAAGUUUUGAAAAUUUGAUAAGUUCUUUAGAAUAAUUAAAUGAGGAAGAAGAAAAGUAGAAAGUUUAAGCAACAGAAGUAUAGGAGAGGCAAAUAAUACAGUAAGAUAGUAGAUUUUUGGAAUUGCCUCUUUAUAUUCAUCUGCUUGUUAUGGACUAUCUUGAUCCUUAGUCAUUACAUAUAAGUAGAUUGGUUUGUUUAAAGAUGAAUGAGAUUUUCAAUAAUCCCCAAAUUAGUGAUAGAUUUUAUAAAAAGUUUUGUUAGGCAUUAUUUGAUUAAAUUGAAACAAAACCAGUUUUAAUAAGUCCAUUUGAGAAAACAAGAAAAUUCAUAAAUGACAACUUACAUAUAUUUGAAUAGUAAUUGUAACUAAUUAAUUAAAUUAACCAUAAUGCAAGUUAAACAAUAUGGAGUAUUUGGGGUAAUACUUAAUAGAAAAUAUUAAGUUUUUAUGAGAUACAUUAAUAAUAUUAAUCGUAUAAAGAUAUGUAUGAUUAAUAAUUGAGAUUGAAUUAUUGUGGUGUAUAUGCUAUGAAGGAAUAUUAUAUAAAGUAUGGAGAGGCUUAAUUUCAAUAAACUAGCGCUCCAUGCUAUAGAGUAGAAUUCUUUCGAUAUAUUCGAUUUUGGAGGGAUGGUACUUUUACAAUGUAUAUAUCUUCAAGAAAAUUAAAAAAAUAGGAUAUUUUAGAAUAUUUUAGAUAUCCUGAGAUUGCGGUGAUGCCAAAAUUAGGAGUUUAGAAGUAAAUGUAAAUUGAGGAGAGUUUUUUAAGAGGUGAAUAUAGAAUAGUGUUAGAUGAAGUAUAUAUUAUAGCAGCAAGAUAAAGCACAACAUUUUAAUAUAAAUAUAAAAUAAAGAAUUAUUAGAAUAAACAUCCUGGAAAUGUUCUAUAAUUAUUAUUAGGGUAGAUGCAUACAUUAGGAGAUACUUAUCGAUAAGAUAUAGCAGAUUAAUCUAAGAAGAAGUAUUUCAUUUAUAAACAUCUUGAAGAGUUUCGAGAUGAAUUAUAAGAUGAAUAACAUGGUUGGAAGAAUGUAGUUUAUUGA
Messenger RNA from Paramecium sonneborni, 1302 nucleotides. Lineage: Eukaryota; Ciliophora; Oligohymenophorea; Peniculida; Parameciidae. The record is from the annotation of a GenBank genome assembly.